Messenger RNA from Polyodon spathula (Mississippi paddlefish), 5489 nucleotides. Its product is annotated as serine/arginine repetitive matrix protein 2-like. NCBI's taxonomy places the organism in Eukaryota, Metazoa, Chordata, Actinopteri, Acipenseriformes, Polyodontidae. The transcript has 12 exons. Gene Ontology annotation, molecular function: mRNA binding. The record is from RefSeq and is a predicted model, not a curated record. Bases 59 to 5476 code for a protein of 1805 amino acids.
UUUUUAAUCUCACUCCAGACGGAUGUGAAGCGGGUGGAGAUCGCGGGAGCAGAGUAGGAUGUACAAUGGGAUCGGGCUGGUCACCCCGCGAGGGAGUGGCACAAACGGCUACGUCCAGCGCAACCUGUCCACCGUGCGUCCCCGGAAGGGUCGACAGGACGCCAGGACUGACGAGGAGCUGGACAAACUGGAGAGCAGCCUGACCAGGGCUCCCAACCCCGAGAUACUGGAGCACGAGAGGAAGAGGGGCCUGGAGUUGAAAUGUGUACAGCUGCAGGAUAUGAUGGAGGAGCAGGGGUACUCUGUGGAGGAGAUUGAUGAGAAAGUCGCCACCUUCAGGCUGAUGCUUCAAGAGAAAGAGGAGCCGUUAAUCAAAGAGGGAGCGCCGAGCGAGAGACCGACGGUAACUGAGACGCACCAGCUGGCCGCAGCCAAUCAGCUGAAGAACGAGCGAUUGAGAGCCGCCUUCGGGAUCCGGGACGAUUACGAGGACGGGAGCUCCUUCCACCCGGAGAGGAGGGCCCGAGAGCGGGAGAGGAAGGAGCAGGAGGAGAGGAGCAAGAGAGAGUACAAAAUUAUCCAAGAGGAAUCCGAGGGUUCUGCUACCUCCCCCCCUCCCCAGCGUCGCACCAAGAAGAAAAAAAACAAGGCUAAAGAGCGGAAUUCAGACAGCGAGUCUCCAUCACCACAGCGAUCGAAGAAGAAAUCAAAGAAAAAGAAACAGAGAUCCAGCUCCGAGCAGAAAACCCGGAAACGAGGGUCUCGCAGCCCAAAGGACAAAAGCAAGUCGAAGAGGAAAGAGAAGAGACACAGGAGCCCCAGCCAGUCUCCUCCCCCACAGAGACGAGGUCGUGAAGGAAGCUCCUCCUCUUCUCCCUCCCCUUCCUCUCGAGGCAGCCAUAGCAAGUCCCCUAUCCCGGUCAGAGACGCGCCACCCCCUCAGCCAGUCAAGAGAGGCGAGGAGGGAAGGGGGCGGUCCCCGGCUCGUUCGGUCACGCCCCCUAGAGGCAGGAAAGGGCGGGGCCACGAACACAGCAGCGGCGAGCGUUCAGGGAGCAAAGAGAAGUCCUCAGGCCGUCCUGCGACAGACAGAAGCGACAAGGGGGGUCCCAAAGAGAACCCCACAAACAGGUUGGGGUCCCCAGCUCCGAGGAAAGGGGGCAGGGAUGACAGGGGCAGAGGAGACGCCCCUAGGAGGGAGAGGGAGUCCCCAAAACGCAGACAGAGGGGGCCGUCGCCCGACGGAGGGGAUAGGGGGUCCCCCAAACACAGGCGCAGCCCCCCGAAACACAACCGGGAAAAGUGGGAGAGCAGCGCCAGAAGACACAGCCCUGAGAGAGAAUCGAGGGAAGAGAGAGGAGAAAGGGGCUCCCCUAGAAACAGAAGAGGAGGGGACAGGGGGUCCCCAGAAAAGGAGCACCCCAGAACUGAGAGGAGAGGCGGACCGGGAAGAGGGGGGGAGAGGGGGACUCCAGAUAGAGAUCGGAGGAUGGGGAGACCCUCUGACCGCCAUUCCAUCGAUAAAGAUCGCUCUCCUCAAAAGUCCAGGCAGAACGAGAGGCAGAGGCUGGCUCGCUCUCCCUCCUCCUCCUCCUCCCCAUCUUCCUCCUCCACAUCUCCCUCUCCGUCCCCCAAAACUAACGGGAGGGACCAGAGGAGAGGAGCGGUGGAUAAAGGGAGGAGGAUGGGAGGAGAGAGGGCUAUGGAAGUGGUUUCUGCUUCUUCGAGAUUUAGUGACUGUGAUAAUGUUAAUCAUGCUAAUCUUAAUACCCGAAGUAGAGGAACUGGUAGUCCUGGUUACAAAGAACUGGGUAAAGGGGGAACAGAGAACCUGCUGCAGGAGAGGUUAGACUCUCCUCGGUUAAUCUCCACGACCUCUCGCUCGGAAUCUCCUACAGCCGCUGACUCGUUUGAGGAAGGAGAGCUAGAGACGGAGGAUAGAGAGAGAGUUGGGAGAGGCGAGGCCGAAGAGAGGAGGAGUGGUGGGCGGAGAGGCGAGAAGGGAAAGAGUGAUGGGAGAGGCGAGGAGGAAGAGAGGAGAAAGGAUGGCAGGAGAGGUGAGGAGGAAGAGAGGAGUUAUGGGCGGAGAGGUGAGGAGAGAAAGAGGGAUGGGAGAGUCGAGGAAGAGAGGAGUGAUGGGUGGAGAGGCGCAGAGGAAAAGAGGAGGGAUGGGCAGAGAGGUGAGGAGAGAAAGAGGGAUGGGAAAGGCGAGGAGGAAGAGAGAAGAAAGGAUGGCAGGAGAGGUGAGGAGGAAGAGAGGAGUUAUGGGCGGAGAGGUGAGGAAAGAAAGAGGGAUGGGAGAGUCGAAGAGAGGAGUGAUGGGUGGAGAGGCGCGGAGGAAAAGAGGAGGGAUGGGCAGAGGGAUGAGGAGAGAAAGAGGGAUGGGAAAGGUGAGGAAGAGAGGAGAAAGGAUGGCGAGAGAAGCGAUGGGAGAAAGAAGGAUGGGACAGGUGGAAGAGAAAAGGGAGAACUCUCUACCUCAACCACUGCCAAGAGAAGCAGCCAUGGCGAUGACGACACAAACACUUCGGGAAUCCAAAACAAGACCGGCAGGAUCGGGACUUCGGAAUCCGGAAAGCUGGGACCGGACUCUGCUCCGGAUCACCCAGAACCGACAACAGGAAGCAGCAAGAGUUCAAGAAAUUUCAUAAAAAAGCCAGAGAUCCAGGAGGAAGAGGCAGCAGAAGAGGAGACUAGAAGAAAGAGAACUGCGACAGAGGGAGGAGAGAAAAAGAAGAAACAGAGAAAGAGUAGCAGCUCCUCGAGCUCCAGUUCUGGUUCCGGUACCAGUUCCUCUAGUGGGUCCAGCAGCAGCGGCAGUAGCGACACCUCUUCAAGUUCAUCGUCAUCAGAUUCUUCUUCCAGUUCCUCUUCAGAGUCGGAGGACCAGAAGACUGAAAAGACCAAGGUUAAAAACCGAUCUGCAAUUGCUGACGCUGUCGAGGGAACCUGGAAAGCUCGGAAAAGGAGGUCCAGUGGAGAGGGGAAGGGUGAAGCAGUCAAGUCUGGAAAAACCGAUAAAAAGCAGGGAGAGAAAGCGGACGGGCCUGUGCUGCCUUCGGAAGAGGAGAUGGAAGUCGAUUCUUCAGGGUCAAGGUCCAAGCUGGACCGCGGUCGGGUUUCAGAACCGAAGAGGGACGCCGGCGCGGUUUCUCCGGCUUUUCCGAGAUGCGGAGAGGCUGGGAGGAAUAGGGAUUCGCCGGCUCCCGGAAGAGAGAGGGGUCUUUCGUCUGAGGAAAGGAGGUGCAAGAGAAAGGAUGAUGGGGAAGUAUUGGGAGACAGCAGAUCCAGAGAAACAUCGACUUCUCCCAGGAGUCAGAGACGCUCUCCGUCUUUCGAGAUGGGAGGGAAGGGAACGAGACGAGGCGGCAGGUCGUCUUCCAGGAGUCUGGAUGAGACUCCUCCCGACAGCGCUGCCGGAGAGAGAGGCGUGGAGAGAGGGGGAGCUCGGUUCGGUUCCAAACCCAGAGAGAGAUCCCCCCCUCCUCCUCCUCUUCGCAGCAGGCGAAGCGAUUCCUCUGGGUCUCCAGUCGCGGACGACGGCAACAAGAAGACAAGAAGCGAUGGCGGACGAUCGUCUUCAAGGACGUCUGAUAAGACGUCUUCCACCAGGGAGAAGGGACCCAAUGAGAGACACUCCCCUGCCACCGCCCCCGCCAAACGCAUCAUCGACUCCUCCUUCUCUGCUUCAGGGAGAGACAGUAGUGGGGUUGUUGCAUCUUCUAAGACGGUAGAUAAGAUCCCGGUUUCGAGGCUUGCACCCAAACCCAGCGAGAGAUAUUCUCCAAGCGCAGCGCACACAGACAGCGACGAUGACUCCUCCUCCUCUUCCUCCUCCCCAGAGAGGCCAAGCAAGUCCCCACCAAAAUCGAAGACCCCAGGUCGGCCUGCCGUUGUCUCCAAAGCCGGCCCUCCCAGCGCGGGUUCGAGGCAGACCCAAGGCUCCGAGUCUCCUGUCGGGAGAAGGAGCGGGACUCCUCCUCCGAGACCAGGCAGGUGGGACAAAGAAGCGUUCACUUCUUUCCAGGGUAAAAAGUCAACGGUUGGGCAGCUGUACUCUCCGACCCGGAGUGGUAGCUCGGAUUCGGAUUCGAGGUCGCCGAUCAGGCAGAAAAGUGGGUCCCCCCUGAAAUUGGCUACCGCUGUCGUAGCAACCAAAACGGGAGCAUGUCCGACUCCCGCAAUGCAGAGGGAGCAGCGCUCCUCCCCGGCAUCCGGACGCAGCCAGGAUCCUCCGUCUCCGCUCGGGAGCAGAAGCCAGACUCCUCCCAGGUCUGGAAAGUGGGCUAAAGUGUUCUCGCCCCCUCCUAAAAGGUCGAACGUGGGCCAGCUGUAUUCUCCGACCGGAAGGGACUGCGAUCCUGAUCCGGCGGCGAGGCAAAGCGCGUCUCCCGCCAAAUCGGGCAGGUGGGAGAAAGAAAGAGACGCAGAACCCGCCUCUCAGGCCAAAGCUGCAAAACCUUUUUCUGCGCCAGGAAGACGGAGGGAAUUGUACUCCCCGAGCGCCAGGCACACUGACUCUUCCGACUCCUCUCGCUCCCCGUCCCCUACGACCAAACGGAGUCUGCCUGCCACUAGAAGGGAAUCCUCGAUUCCCAAGCCCACUUCCACCACUGCCCCCCCUCCCCCUGCUUCCCCUUCCAGAGACGGAACUUCUGCAGACCGGAGAAAGAGGUCCCAAUCCGGGGAGAGGAGAACCAGCAGGUCCCCCCUUCCUCCUCCUCCUUCCCGACCAGAAACUCAAAACCGUCCCAGCAGAGAGACUUCCCCUGCUCCCCAGCAGCCCGCAAUAAGAAGGGAAAGAUCACCCCCUUUGCAGAAACCAAGGGGCUAUUCCUCCCUGCCCAGGAAGGGACGCGGGGGGACCAGACGUGGAGGGUCGUCGUCCUCUUCCUCUCCCUCUCCUCGCAGGGAGGGGCCCCGAUCACCCCCCAUGCAGUACAGGAGCUCCAAUACUUCGGCCAUUCGAAGGGAGAGGUCCCCCGUCCCAGCCCGCGGCAGAGACUCCCCGCUGGGCAGCAGGAGGGAGAGGCGAUCCCAUUCGAGGGAGAGGGAUCGGAGGAGGGGAGGAGAAAGGCUGUCUCCUAGACACCAGGAUAGUUACCCACUCAGGAGAGGGCAGCAGUCUCCCCCCGGCAGGAGAGGAGGUGGCAGGUACCAAUCCCCAAGAAAGACCCGGAAUCGAUCCAGGUCCGCCUCCCCUUACACUAGCAGGAGAAGCUCGCCCCCUGUUGGCAGAGAGAGGGGCGGCAAUGCUAAUAACAGCCGAGGCUACUCCCCCGCGUAUUACCGGAGAGGGGAGAGGGACAGGAGGAGAGAUUCGCCGCCAGCGGCGCCAUCUAGAACCUCCGGGCGGCGCCGGAGCCGGUCCGGUUCUAGAUCUGGCUCAAGAUCGAGGAGGCAGGGUUCCCCCAGAGCAAGGAGUCCAAACUACAGGUGUGAUUUUUGGGUUUUUAUUUUUUUUUGUGGCUGUUGAUGACUCUGUGUAA